AUAUCUUCAGGUGAAUGUAAUGGUGAAUCAAGCAGACCACAAAAUUCUGUGAAGGGGCUCAGCAACGUUCAGCCUUCAAGUUCACUUAAUAAACAGAAUGAAGUGGAGGCUGUAAAAGCAGCAAAUGAUAGUUUACCAGCAUCUUUAACUACUCCUACAGAGAAUGGAUGUACUGAUAAUUAUAAAAAUGGUUAUGCCCAUAGUAAUGGCGUGAAAGAGGCGACAACGGAUAAUAUUGAUGCAGCUUCAUUACCUUUAUUCAAUAACGAAGGUGGUCUCUCCAAUCAAUUUCCAAGUCUGGAAUUGCAGAACAGAGAGCAGAAUGGUCGUGUUGAUGAUUUAUCAGCUUCUAAGGUAAAGGGGGAACUACAGAAGUGUUUGAAUGGGCCUGUUACAGUUUCUACGGUCUUGUUGCCUCGUGGUUUAAUCAAUUCGGGGAAUCUGUGCUUUCUCAAUGCAACGCUACAGGCUCUUUUAUCCUGUUCUCCUUUUGUUCAGCUUCUGCAGGAAUUGAGAACUCGCAAAGUGCCUAAGGCUGGAUUAGCUCUUGGAGAGUUGCGAAAGGAAAAUAAUUUCCUAAGAAGCCUUUGGCCAGUAACUAAUCCACCUUCAAGUCAAGAACAUCUUUUACAUCCUCAAUUUUUACAGAAGCCUCUCCACCCAUUCCUUGCUCGAGG
Messenger RNA from Prunus avium (sweet cherry), 677 nucleotides. Lineage: Eukaryota; Viridiplantae; Streptophyta; Magnoliopsida; Rosales; Rosaceae. The record is from RefSeq and is a predicted model, not a curated record.